Tribolium madens (black flour beetle) is the source of this 2075-nucleotide messenger RNA. RefSeq names its product tafazzin (gene Taz). Bases 284 to 1099 code for a protein of 271 amino acids. Gene Ontology annotation, biological process: cardiolipin acyl-chain remodeling; inner mitochondrial membrane organization. The record is from RefSeq and is a predicted model, not a curated record. NCBI's taxonomy places the organism in Eukaryota, Metazoa, Arthropoda, Insecta, Coleoptera, Tenebrionidae. Gene Ontology annotation, molecular function: 1-acylglycerophosphocholine O-acyltransferase activity. The transcript has 4 exons. Gene Ontology annotation, cellular component: mitochondrial membrane.
GCAACUGACAUUUCCAAAUCCAAAUGUCAUAUUUACGUCAAGUGUUAAUCAUCCCAAGUGAAAUGUUCAUUCACCGUGUGUUCUAAUCUCAGUUCGUAACAAUAAGCUAUUAUAUAAUUAGUGCACGCCGCGUGAAUCAGUUAAUAAAAAUCGAUUCAAUUGAAUGAUGUGCGUCCGUCUGUACACACCUCUCCUAUCGUUACUCUCAUUGUCUUUUUUCAAUUAAAAAUUCGCGAAUUACAUCUGAAAUAACAUAUCCUGACGAUAUGUUAAACGAAUAAGCAUGUCAGCUAGUGCAAAAAUGGUUUACAACAUUAACUGGAUAAUUCCAAACCUGCGGAACCCUACGAAACUAUGGAGUCUUGCCAGUACGAUAACGGUAGCUGCUGUUGGGCUUUUCAGCAAGAUUUUCAUCCAGUGGUUCAAUAAAACGAAAAUUCAUAACAGACAUAUUAUCACUUCUGUGUUGGAUAACAGGCCCCGAAAUGUACCCCUUAUCACAGUUUCUAAUCAUCAUUCAUGUUUUGACGACCCGGGCAUUUGGGGUACCCUAAAGUGGCGCCACCUGAUGAACCCUAGAGUGAUGCGUUGGUCUCUCGCCGCUCACGAUAUCUGCUUCACCUGUUCUCAACACUCUUAUUUCUUCAGUUUGGGCAAAUGCAUUCCGGUCAUACGUGGCGCUGGCGUUUAUCAAGAUGCUGUCGAUUUCUGCAUCGAACAAUUAGCGAAAGGUUCAUGGGUUCACAUUUUUCCUGAAGGCAAGGUGAACAUGACUAAAGAAAACAUGAGACUGAAAUGGGGCGUUGGAAGGAUGAUUUUUGAGUCGCCGGUCACACCGAUUGUUGUGCCUAUUUGGCACAUAGGUAUGGACGAUGUCUUGCCUAACGAGCCUCCGUAUGUCUUAAGGCUGGGCAAGAAUUUGACGUUUAAUUAUGGGAAUCCUAUAGAUCUGACAGAUAUGGUGCGUAAGUUGAAAGAGACAAACGCGACGGAUGUGGAAGCGAGGAAACAAAUAACCGAUUUUUUGCAAGAGCAGUUGCUGAAGCUGAAAACUGAGACGGAAGAGUUGCAUAAGAAGAAUUAUAAAGUGAAUUUAUGAUGUUUUAGGGAUUAGCUAGGGUUUGAUUUAUUUUAUUUAUUGAGUAUUUGAGUAAAGAACAGCAAUAUUUGGAUGCUAGUCACGUGUUUUUUGCCUAUAGAAUUUACUGUAUUUUACAGUAUAAAAGCGAGGUAUUAAUUUUUUGCAUUAUUUUUUAUCGAUUCUUAUUAUUUAAAGAUCAAAUGUUUAUACAUCACGAAUAUCUAAUGCCAAAAAUGGUCACAAAGGGCGCAUUAUUUGAUUGUGAUAUUUCUCGCGGGGGAUUCUUAAAGUUUGUAAGAUUAUACAUACUAACAUUAGAUUUAGAGAUUUAUUUAUUUUUUCAAUUGGGGACUUGCUUGCAUAAAACGUAUCGUAGAUUUUAAAUUUUGUUCCAAAACGGCCUGUAGUCUCUAGUUACAGUUAAGUUGCAUGUUUUAUAACAUAUGCCCUGAGACAGGUCAGCAUUUGCAUGUAAUUCCGUUAUUAUAGCGCUUGCGCCAUUUUAACACGUAAUUAUGUCCAUAUACGGCAUCAAUGUCUCCAGGUGUGUUUUUUGCACUGUAUACAAGUUCCCAAUUACGAUAUGUAACAGAAAGGUAGCUUGUAGAAAGUUGUAAAAAAUUCUCCCUUGUUUUAAAGUAGAUUUAGUUUUUUCCCAUUUUUAUAAUAAAUCUGCGACGGAUCAAAUGAUUUUUGUAUGUAAUUAGUUACGGACAUAAAAACGAUUGACACGGUUUUAAACAUAAUUAUUGUGAUUGUGUAUUGUUUUUUCGAUUAGAUUUGUUAAUUUGUUACGGUUAUUAUUAUGUUUUUGUUUAGAUGAGGUUUUAGGUAUGUUAUUUAUGACGCACUUCCAUUCCAAAAUCGCCGUUUUCCUGCAUAACAGUCAGUCUGUUUGCUCCUUGUUAGAUAAUUUUAGAGACUUUGUACCUAAAUAUUUUAUUGUUUAGAAUGUUGUGCUUCUAUUUUUUAAAUAAAUUCGAUUUAAUCACGA